CUUGCAUUCUGCUCUUCAGGCUGUGGCUCCAGUGUGGACCCUCUCCCUGCUCUCACACCACCACCACCACCACUUCCUCCUACAUCCAACACUUUUCUGCAACCCUACAUCCCUAAAAAAAGAGUGGCUUCCAAUACUCAACAGGAGAAGCAGGACAUACUGGUGGCUGUGACCCUCAGGGAUUUACAGGCUGUUAAACUGAGAAAGGUUAUUGUCAGCAGUGUGAAAUCAAAGAGAACUCCAGAGAAGAUGCAUGCCCCUCUGGUCACUGUGGCAGACCUGCAGAAUGUCCGUCUGAAACAAUCCCACUGCCAACUGCCCCCUAAACUUCUCAAAAGCCUUAGCUUUGGCAGAACACCUACCAAAAGCCCUAUGAAUCUGCGUACACAGCUGAAAAGGAUUCAAAUCAAUAGGAGUCCUGGUGGCACUCCUCUGUUUGAUAAGGAGAAUAUGGAGACGGGCACUGGCCUCACCCCCAUCAUGACUCAGGCCCUGCGACGCAAGUUCCAGAGUGCCUUACCACGAGGACUGUCUCCAAAGGCAAAGAAUCUCAACGAAAGCUUUGAUCAAAACUGAGACAUUUGAUGAUGUAUACACAGAUGUCCACCGAGACUAGUUCAUAUGUAACGGAAAGGCAGCUGCCAUGAUGAAAAGUUCCCGUGUUGUAUGAGGACGGUAUGCAAGCUAUAGAUGUAACUAUUGGCACAAUGCACAUUCUCUAGCACUUUCUGGUUUCCACUGCUGAAUGGGUUAUUUCAUACUUUUUCCAUUGCUGAAUGAGUUACUAAAUGCUAGGUAGAUUGAGGAUGAAAAGAGGAAACACUUGUCUUGGACCACAAUUUUUAAAAGGACAUAAAAGUUCUAAAGGCAAGCAGUUUCUGUAAAAGCCUUGACCACCCCACUGUAUCAAACAAGUUUGGUCAACAUCAACACUGCCUCAACUGCAUGCUUCUUGGAACAGUGAAACCAAGGAGGGUGUUAAGUGAGCGAUACUGAGAUUUAAAAGGCAGUAGUUGAAACAAUCUGUUACUUGGAAUGAGUGAGAAGCAUCACUUGGUUUGAAUGUGGUUUCAGUUUAAUAUUUUCUAUGAGGAAGUUGAUUUUAACCGUUGUAAAUGUAUCUGAGGGUCUAUGUUUGGAAAUUGCACAUUGACUGGGGACCCUAUGUUUGAGCUAUUUCACGUUACUUUUUCCAAAAAGCUUCUUGCAUUAUCUUUUGAUUUUCAUUUUUUUUCUCACAUUGUUUUUAAAAGUAUUUGAACCAAUAUUGUGUUUUAUAAGAAUACAACUUCAUUUGUGAUUUCCUAGACAUGUUUAGGAAACACCAAAUAAAUUAACAAAAAUAAAUGUACCUGUUUUGGUUGCUGAAAGGGUAAAACGUGA
Molecule: messenger RNA, 1383 nt
Organism: Oncorhynchus tshawytscha (Chinook salmon)
Lineage: Eukaryota; Metazoa; Chordata; Actinopteri; Salmoniformes; Salmonidae
Product: proline-rich protein 11
Exons: 7
Coding region: 250-576 (108 amino acids)
Source: RefSeq, a predicted model, not a curated record